Molecule: messenger RNA, 1567 nt
Organism: Pipra filicauda (Wire-tailed manakin)
Lineage: Eukaryota; Metazoa; Chordata; Aves; Passeriformes; Pipridae
Product: M1-specific T cell receptor alpha chain-like
Exons: 8
Coding region: 13-888 (291 amino acids)
Biological process (GO): response to bacterium
Source: RefSeq, a predicted model, not a curated record
CGGAGCGGCGGGAUGCGGCGCUGGCGGGGCGCGGGGCUGGCGGCGCUGGCCGCGGUGCUGCUCGUGGCUGCAGGCAGAGCCCAGGUGCAACAGGAGCCGUUGGCACAAACCCCCGAGGGCACCGAAAUCACCAUCAACUGCUCACACCCCCGUAUACGGACCGGCGACACGGUCAUAUGGUACCGUCAGCUCCGGGGCCGAGGCCCCCAACUCCUCGCACUUAUUCUUCAAGGCUCCAAAGAUCUACCGGACAAGGCGGGUCAGGUGGCGGUGUCGCCAGACCGUCGCUGGAGCACCCUCUGUCUCUCCGGGCCCCGUGUUGGGGACGCGGCGGUGUAUUACUGCGCCAUGGUCAGGCCAUUGUCAAUGUGUGUAACUGCUGCUCUUGUCUUUGGGAAAGGAACUCAACUGACCGUGGAGCCAAGCAGUCCAAAACAUUCUGUCCCACAAGUCAUUGUGAUGAAAUCAAAGAAACUGGAAGAAGGAGGCAGCACUGGGAAAGCAGCUUGUUUGGCAAGGAAUUUCAGUACAAAGAACAUCAGCUUGGAGAUGUCCUCUGAUGAGGUCGUGUAUGAACAGAGCACACCCAUUCUGGCGUCAGAGGGGCUGUACAGUGCAAUGAAGGUGGUCAGUGUGACAAAAGACACAGAGGUGACCUGCAAGGCCCAUUUGGACAUUGGCACCAUUACAGCAUUGUCAGAAAAGGAGGCUGAAGAACCAGUAACGAGGACCAGUAACAGGGUUUGCAACAUCACAGACACCUCUGCCCAAGGUACCACAGUGCAGAGAGUGAACAUGCUGUCUGUGGCUGUGCUGGGUUUGAGAGUCCUGCUGGCAAAAAGCAUCGCCUUCAAUACACUCAUGAGUAUCAAGUUGGUUCUUUUCUGAGCCAUGUGGAGUCAAGGCAAGAGGAACCUGAAGAACUGCAGGAAAGAAGGUGAACCAGCAGCACAACGGGCUGGACAAGCAGUGUCACAUCUGCUGACAGUGAGCACCCAGAACACAACACAGCCCCUUCCCCUUUAGACAUUUGAUGCUGUUCAAUCCUGCCCAGCCAGUUCAUUUAGAUUUAAGAGUUGUAACUGCUUUUGCUAUUUCUUUUUCUCUGUGCACUGAGGAGAGUGCAUUUCUCCUCAUCCUCCUGCUGAGUAGAUCUCCCCACUGUUCUGGCAUUUACACAGGAAUGUCCAACCUGCCUCAAUAGUUGUAGAAAAACCCAAUCCUCACUAUCAAUACAUAUAGAUAUAUAGAGAGCUAUAUAACGUUUUAAAUCAGGUUUCACAGGCAUGUUGUGUUACUGUCUGUAGAACUGGUGUGUUACUGCAGAGACAAUUCAGGCACAAUAGUUGCCAUUUAUAGCUUUGGUUUUUAGACAGCUUUAUUAACAAUAAUUUCCUAUUGUGGUUGAGAAGACCUGUGUUGGAUCUGAAGUGAUCCAAUUCAAACAGAUAAUGUUCAACCAUAGAAACAUUUCUUUCUUAAACCUGUAUUUCUUCUGCAAAAUAUAUCCCACGUGCAUUUUAGUUUCCUGUAGUAGUGACAAAAAUAAAAUUUUCCUUGACCAAAA